AGGGGCCCUUUCCCCCCGCUGGUGCCCUUGGGCUGCCUUGCCGUAAAGGUGACACCGAUCCUUCUCCGGAGGCAAAGGGCCAGCGUUUCUGGUUUAUUUACUGCUCCUGCAACGAGACUAGGCAGUGGCAACUGGAGUUACUCAGCUGUGAAAAGCAGUUUCGUGUUUUAAAGCCUGUGCCCAUUAACACCAGUGUGCAUGGAAGCUGAACGGGAUGGGGAAGCCAGUUAUUUCUAGUUCCACCGCUGCGUUUAGGAGAAGGCCGGGAGAGAGAUGAAGUGGCUGCUAGGAAGAGAGAGAAGUGGCUGCUAGGAAUAUAUAGCUGCCACACCGUGCCACCGUGACGAUAAAUGUCUUCAGGGCCGUAAGGAGGAGAAUGAGAGUAGACGCCGGACAUACUUCAUGGCCAAUCUGCAGCUCUCCCUUCUGGGGUGCAUUUAAACAGGGCGUGACGGUGGUGCCGAGCGAUUUCAAAGACAGCUGUAGAGAUGGCAGAUGUGCGGAGGCUCGAGAAGCAGAACUUGGUGAUUAAGUUAACGGGACUCCCCGCGAACCCACGGAUCUCGGCCGCGCGCUGCCCGUUCGCUCUGUCUUCUUCUGAAGUAAAGCAAGAGCUGGUUUGUUGACUUUCUGUCGUCGGGCAGGAACCGAGCCGCCAGAUUCUAGUUAUUUCCAGCCACCAAACAGCUCCCCGAGGCAUCGGCAGUGCUCCUAAAAUGCAUCCACACGUACAGAUAAGCAUGAGUAGUUGAAAAACAGAUACCAGCACCUGCCCACGCCCCUCGCUGCAACGAAAGAGCCUUUGGGUGAGCUCCGGCACAGCGCGAGAGCAGAAACACGAGCAGCUGAGUUACCUAAUGGUUGAAUCUGGCGACCAGGCGCCAGGACUCCUGGGCCCCAUUCCUACACCUCUCCUUUUCUUCCUGCCUGAUCUUUGCCAAAUCAAUUCUUUAUGCCUCCGUUUCACCGACCGUGUAUCUGCCCAUCUGUUGAGGACAGUGCGAGGGCUACGGGGAGAGAUUCAGCUUGGAGAUCGCAUCUGUGCGUGUUUUCAGGACGCCUGCGCUGUCGUAUUUUCAGAUCCCAUCUAAUGCCGAGACUGAAAGAAUCGCGCUCCCACGAGUCUCUGCUCAGUCCCAGUAGUGCUGUCGAGGCUCUGGAUCUCAGCAUGGAGGAGGAGGUGGUCAUCAAACCAGUCCACAGUAGCAUUUUGGGACAGGACUAUUGCUUUGAGGUGACGACUUCAUCAGGAAGCAAGUGCUUCUCCUGUCGUUCUGCCGCAGAGCGAGAUAAAUGGAUGGAGAACCUGCGGCGUGCUGUGCACCCCAAUAAGGACAACAGCAGAAGGGUAGAGAAUAUGUUAAAGUUAUGGAUUAUUGAAGCCAAGGACCUGCCAGCCAAGAAAAAGUACUUGUGUGAAUUAUGCCUGGAUGACGUUCUUUACGCACGAACUACCUGUAAAUUGAAAACUGACAAUGUCUUUUGGGGGGAGCACUUUGAAUUUAAUAACCUCCCAUCGCUCAAGAACAUUACCGUGCACUUGUACAAAGAGACCGACAAGAAGAAGAAGAAAGACAAGACCAACUUCAUCGGGCAGGUGAACAUCCCCGUGGGCUCUGUCACGGGCCGGCAGUUUGUGGAGAAAUGGUACCCCGUGGUCAGCCCCAACCCCAGCAAAGGCAAGUCUGCAGGGCCCAUGAUCCGCAUCAAGUCCCGUUACCAGACCAUGAGCAUCCUCCCCAUGGAGAUGUACAAGGAGUUCGCCGAGUACAUCACCAACAACUACAUGGUGCUGUGCUCUGUGCUGGAGCCUGCGCUGAGCGUGAAGAACAAAGAGGAGAUGGCUUCGGCCUUGGUUCACAUCCUGCAGAGCACCGGGAAGGCCAAGGAUUUCUUGACCGACCUCAUGAUGUCUGAGGUGGACCGCUGCGGAGAGAACGAGCACCUCAUCUUCCGGGAGAACACGCUGGCCACCAAAGCCAUCGAGGAGUACCUGAAGCUCGUGGGGCAAAAAUACUUGCAGGAUGCCUUAGGGGAGUUUAUCAAAGCGCUGUACGAGUCCGAUGAAAACUGCGAGGUGGACCCCAGCAAGUGCUCGUCCUCGGACCUUCCCGAACAUCAGAGCAACCUGAAAAUGUGCUGCGAGCUGGCCUUCUGCAAAAUCAUCAACUCCUACUGCGUCUUCCCCAGGGAGCUCAAAGAGGUCUUUGCUUCGUGGAGACAAGAGUGCAGCAACCGCGGCCGCCCGGAUAUCAGUGAGCGCCUCAUCAGUGCCUCCUUGUUCCUCCGGUUCCUCUGUCCAGCCAUCAUGUCCCCUUCCCUCUUCAAUCUCCUCCAGGAGUACCCCGACGACCGCACUGCACGCACUUUGACCCUCAUUGCCAAGGUCACGCAGAACCUUGCCAACUUUGCAAAAUUUGGCAGCAAAGAGGAAUAUAUGUCCUUUAUGAACCAGUUUCUGGAGCACGAAUGGACGAAUAUGCAGCGAUUCCUCCUGGAAAUUUCCAAUCCCGAGACCAUCUCCAAUACAGCUGGCUUUGAAGGCUACAUCGACCUUGGCCGAGAACUGUCCACGUUGCACUCUCUGCUCUGGGAGGUCAUUUCUCAGCUUGAACAGGCGAUGGCAACGAAACUGGGGCCUCUGCCUCGGAUCCUGAGGGACGUCAACACGGCGCUCAAUAACCCGGCGUGCGUGCAGGUCUCGGUCACGGCCGACCACACCGCGUCCACGCCCAGCGCUGGCAACAGCAUCUCUGCGGGGCUGCAGAAAAUGGUGAUAGAGAAUGACUUAUCUGGUCUGAUAGAUUUCACCCGGUUACCGUCUCCCACCCCUGAAAACAAGGACUUGUUUUUUGUCACAAGGUCUGCUGGGGCCCAGCCCUCCCCUGCCCGCAGCUCCAGCUAUUCGGAGGCCAAUGAGCCUGACGUGCAGAUGUCCAAUGGCAGCAAGAGUUUGUCCAUGGUGGACUUGCAGGACAAUCGCGUCUUGGACGGCGGGGCCAACGCGCCCGGGACUGCUGACUCUCUCAAUGACAGUCAGUCGUCCAUCGGGCAGUUACAGGGCGUAUGGACCACACGAACUCAGCAGAACAAUGUGGCGGGCAUGGCCACGGUGCGCCGGGUCGGCCAGACCCCCACCACCCCCAAUGCCGAGAGCGCUCCUGGCCGGCCCCAACUCCUGGCACCGCUGUCCUUCCAAAACCCGGUGUACCAGAUGGCUGCCGGGCUGCCGCUCUCGCCCCGCGGCCUGGCGGACUCGGGCUCGGAGUGCCACAGCUCGCUCAGCUCCCACAGCAACAGCGAGGAGCUGACGGCCAACAAGCACGGCUUCGUCGCGCCUGCGGCAGCCGAGGACUUUGCCCGGCGGACGGGGGAGCUGGCCCGCCGGCAGCUCUCGCUGACGGAGAAGGGCGGGCAGCCCACCAUGCCCCGGCAGAACAGCGCCGGGCCACAGAGACGGAUAGACCAGCCGCCUCCGCCCCCGCCGCCCGUCACCAGGGGCAGGACGCCGCCCUCGCUGCUCAACACGGUCCAGUACCAGCGCCCGUCCAGUGGGAGCAUGAUGUCCUCCUCGCCCGACUGGCCGGGUAGCGGGGCCCGCCUGCGGCAGCAGUCCUCCUCCUCCAAGGGCGACAGCCCCGAGAUGAAGCAGCGCACCAUGCACAAGCAGGCCCCUUCUCCUGUGAACCCCAAUGCCCUGGACCGCACUGCUGCUUGGCUUUUGAAUAUGCAGUUUGUAGAAGAUGAGAGCAUUGACCCAGAUUCCAAGCACAGGGAUAAGCACGAGCUCAGCCAAGCAGAAAAGUACCAGCAGGACCUGGUAGUGCUGCAGGACAAGCUCCGCAUCUCCAACAAGAAGCUGGAGGAGUAUGAGAGCCGCUUCAAGUGCCAGGAGGAGACGACGCAGAAGCUGGUGCUGGAGUACCAGGCCCGGCUGGAGGAGAGUGAGGAGCGGCUCCGCCGGCAGCAGGAGGAUAAAGAGAUCCAGAUGAAGGGGAUCAUCAGCAGAUUGAUGUCGGUGGAGGAGGAACUAAAGAAAGAUCAUGCAGAAAUGCAGGCAGCCGUGGACUCCAAGCAGAAGAUUAUCGAUGCACAGGAGAAACGCAUUGCUUCACUGGAUGCGGCCAACGCACGGUUAAUGAGUGCCCUUACUCAGCUGAAAGAGAGGUACAGCAUGCAGACACGUAACGGGAUCUCCCCCACAAACCCAACUAAAUUGCAGAUUACAGAGAACGGAGAAUUCAGAAACAGCAGCAAUUGCUGACCGCGGCGGGCGCUGCUGCAGGAGAGGAGGCCUGGCCGGAGAGACCGCGCAGCAGCGGGCGCGAGCUGCCGCGCGUCUGGGAACCGCUGCUCGCCCCCCCUCCAAGACACCAGCUCCUUGCUGCGGACGGCGCACUUGACUGAUCCUCUGCGGGAGUCGCAACGCCGGCGCACCGAGGGGACGGCGAGACCGAGCUGUGUGAAAUGUGUGGCAUAAGGAAAUCCCCGUAUAUUUGCGAAUUGCUGUCACUGUUGGAUUUAAGUCAGUGUUUAAUGUUUAAGCAAAGUAACCUUUUCCUUCUCAAACUGCCCAAAGGACACGCCUCACAGUUCUUCCCGGCAAGUAAUAAAGGCCUGGUCAUUCCAGUAAGCGAAAUAAAAGGGCCCGGGGCCAAGCCUGCGCCAGGCACCUGGCCCCAAUCAGGCUAGUUAAAGUGUGUUAAAUAGGUAGGUUGCUGGUGGGAAAGCUAGCGGCUGGUUGGGAAAAGUGCUGAGCCCCUCUCCCGCCCAUUAGUGCGCAGCAGGUGGCAAAACCUCCGCCCACGAGAGCUAGCGUUUGCAGAGAGCCCGAACGUCUCUGGAGGGCCGGGGAGCUGCCUACCUGGCGAGGCAGAGGGCAGGAGAGCAGGAGAGAGCACUUCGAGGUGCCCAACAACGUGACGAGGUGGCGCAGAGUCCUUUCCAGGCUUUCCCUCUGCAGGCCCGCGUGCUCCCAGGCUCAGCCCACGCGUAUCACACCUAGGGGGGCUGCCUGGCAGCUGGACCGCGGGUCCUUCCCGUUGCCGUCUCCUUUGACCACCCAUUACAAGCCAAGCGAAGGCAGGGCGGCCCGGCCUGCAGGUGCGGGGCAGUGGGGGCUCCUGGGGAGGGGGCUCGCUAGGUGCAGCUUCUCCUCUCCCUUUCCUUUAAAACCACCUGCAUGAAGCAUGGAGGGCAAUGGCCUGCACUGCAAGGGAGCAGCAUCUUGCUAGGCUUCCUGCGAGGGGGCAGAGCAAACCCCUCCCCGGCUCACCUCCCCAAGGUCCUGAGCUGCAGGGCUGCAAGCAAAGGGCCACCUGCAAACCGCUCAAGCAAAGAGCCCCCGUAGGACUCAGGGGAAGCAGGAACCCGUUUGCAUAGGAUGUGGCUGCUGGUUUGGAAGAGGAAAGGGUUAUUUGUGGGGAUGUCUGUUCUGUGCAAAGAUUUGUGCUAAUAAUUCAGGAGAAAAAAAAAACAACAAACAAACAGAAAACAAGGACCCUGAAGAACCAUAAAGAUUGGUAAUUGUAUUUCUUUUCUUUCACAGUAUGCAUUAGAAAAAAAAUCAGCCCA
Molecule: messenger RNA, 5574 nt
Organism: Alligator sinensis (Chinese alligator)
Lineage: Eukaryota; Metazoa; Chordata; Crocodylia; Alligatoridae
Gene: DAB2IP
Product: DAB2 interacting protein
Exons: 14
Coding region: 953-4264 (1103 amino acids)
Biological process (GO): regulation of GTPase activity
Source: RefSeq, a predicted model, not a curated record